Penicillium macrosclerotiorum is the source of this 723-nucleotide messenger RNA. RefSeq lists its product as uncharacterized. The transcript has 2 exons. NCBI's taxonomy places the organism in Eukaryota, Fungi, Ascomycota, Eurotiomycetes, Eurotiales, Aspergillaceae. The record is from RefSeq and is a predicted model, not a curated record. Bases 1 to 723 code for a protein of 240 amino acids.
AUGUGGCCAGACCGCGGCCGAUUCUUCUUCCUGCGUGGUGUUCCCCAAAGUGGCCCGUAUGCCCUCUCCCAACAGGAACCCCAAUGGCAGCGACUACUCAUCCCGAUCCUACACCUCCCAGUUGAUCAUGCCAUACAUGUCACAUGUCUCCAGUCCGAUCGAACCACUGAAGACCCGAAGACCCCCGGUCCCUCUUCGCACGGCCCUGAACCUGCGUCACUCCAGCCCUACGGUGGCGAAGAGGACGAAAACUCCACGAAUAUCAGCAUCCCGAGAACUAAUGUCAAUUGGAGACAGCGUCAUAACUACGUUGCUAACAAGGCAGUACCGGCAUCAGAUCCUGCGAAUUGCUAUCCCUAUGAGGCGGACCGAGGCUCUGUCUCUCCCUGGUUCCGUGACCAAGUUCCAUCGGCAGCACCCACCACAACCACACUCCUCCAGAUGCCAUAUCUUUUGUUGAACCCCGUGAUCUGUCUCGUGUGGGAAACGAAUGCAGCGCCGCCAAUGUCACCUCCCCCGCAAGAUGGCUGUCAGAAUAAAGUGCCCAGCAACUUUCUUUGUCUGGGGUACCGGCUGCGGCUGCUUCUUAUAGCCUCACCCCUCUCCACAUUCUCCAAUGGCCCUCUGUCGACCCAUACCAGAUUAGAUAAGACCAUCGGCGCCUUCCACUCUUCACGGGUACCUCCGCCAGAUCUUCUGAGCCUUUGUCGAGAUAACCCCUAG